Messenger RNA from Ceratina calcarata, 3087 nucleotides. RefSeq names its product proline-rich extensin-like protein EPR1. The record is from RefSeq and is a predicted model, not a curated record. The transcript is spliced from 2 exons. Lineage: Eukaryota; Metazoa; Arthropoda; Insecta; Hymenoptera; Apidae. The coding region runs from base 1 to 2937 and encodes 978 amino acids.
AUGCUUCAGAGCAAGAUUUUCAUUAUCCUGUUCUGCGUCCUGCUAAUUGAGUACCAGGCUCAAGCAGUGGUUAACAAAGCUCAAUCGCAGACACUGGUUACAAAGGACGAAGAGAAGAAGAACGAAAUUAAAGCCGACGACAGAAUAAGUAACUCCUACGGGCCACCUUCUGAUGACUAUGGACCACCGAUUGGAAUUAAAGGACCAGCGCCUGUUUACGGGCCACCGGAAUUAGUCGGUGACCAAGGCCCAACGCCUAUAUAUCCGCCACCACCACCGGACGUACCCCCGCCUCCGAUCUACGGGCCACCAUCGUCCUACGGACCGCCGCGAAAUAUUAAACCGUUUUUCGGUCCACCUAAACAAAGUUUCGCUCCCCCAUUGUCCUCUUUGCCGUCGAAAUUCAGUUUUGGAUCGGUGAAGCUUCAUUAUGGGCCACCGAAGCAGCAUUAUGGACCGCCAUAUUCGUUCAGGCCGCCGAAGAUUCAAUACGGUCCACCAUUAAAGUUCACUUCGUCCCUUUCGAAUCAGUUUUCAAGUUUGGGAGCCCCGAGUUUCGGAUUAAGUAAACCAAUACAUGGGCCCAGUGUUCCAGUGUCUCUCGAUGCUUACGGACCCCCGCAAAAAUUGGCUGUUCAAUUUAACUCGCAGCCAAGUGACGAUUAUGGUCCACCGCCUGCGCUGUCUGUAGCGCCUGAGGCUCAGUACGGGCCACCCGCUGACCUUUACAGGCCUCCGGUGGUUCCGCCACCAGGAGUAUCAGCGCCACCAACACCGCCUGACAUCAAAUACGACGGCUGGCAGCCUAUCGCUGGAUUAACUAAUCAACAAUCUGGGAAUUUCGGGCAUUCCGAGGAGCACAGGGUUUCGGACACCUCUUCGCAUGUAGCGAGUGACUCUUACGGAGCUCCGCUUCAGAACCCCGAGGAUCACGAUUUGAAGAGUUCAGUCAGCUCCGGUGAUGACGAGAAAGGACUUCCACCGCCACCGUUGCCCGAAUACGAACCGUUCCACAACAAUAUUCCACCGAAGAAUCCUGAAAAGCUUUCUCAAGGUCAGAUUAACUUGCAGUACGACGUGCCUAAGGUAGAGCCGCUUUCUCUCGUGAAAACAGUCGGAUUCGAGUUGCUCCCUGGCGCACAGUUAACUUCGGAUCAUAAUACUGGAUUACCGGUAUUAAAUUUGCCAGUGUUUGAUCUUGGAUCGCAUCCGAGCUUCGGCACUGCAGAAGAUUUCUCGCAAAAAAGCACGCUGUCGAACAGCUAUGGUCCACCUGUGUCUAACGGUCCGUUCGGAAAAUUCAAUUCCAUCGAAUCAGGUGUAUACCUGCCUCCAGUGCUUGACUCCUACAGCGCGCCUCCUCUCUCGUCCUAUUCAUCUAAUGGCCCAUAUCCAGCCGCGGAGGCAGGCCGCGCGUCAUCAUUCUCAUCCUUCGGACUGCACGGUAGCUCGCUUUUCAAACAAAGCAUACAUCACCAUCGCCCGAUCGGAUUCAGACCGCCGCCGCUUCCUCCCGGCUCCCUGAUCCCACCCAGAACCCGCGACGCGAUCAAAUUCAAAGAACCGAUCCCCAGCGGGCUCUUAACUAAUCUCAAUCGCUACUUGCCUCCACUGAGACACGCGGAAUUAGUCAAAUCGCCAAAGACGUAUCAUUCACCGCUGUCGUUCGAGCAGCAGCUGCCGUCACUCCAUGCCCCGAUCGCUUUCAACAAACUAGCCAACAGCUUGCAUUCACCGAUAGCCGCGCCGAACGCGCAGUACGGGACACCCCUGACGUUUAGCGAGUUUAAUACACCGGCACCGGUGCUGACGUACGGAGCGCCUAACUUCGGACCCGCUUCUUCCUUCGUCUCCGCCGGGCACAAUUUAUACGACAGCAUCAGUAACGCUAUAACGACUACGUACGGCACGCCGGUGGUGAAUAUACCGCUGUCGACAGGUGACGGUCACGAUUGCGGCUUCCAGCAUUCAGCUCCUGGCACGCAGUACAGCUUUCAGGACACCAGAAGCCAUGCUCCUAGCUUCGGAGCCGCGCUGGGUCCAAACUUUAAGGCUGAAUCGUUGAACGUUUUAGGAGGAUCAGGAAGUAUCGUGCCGUCGAUAAGUCAGCUGAGCUUGGAGAGCUUCGAGCAACCGAAGACAAACCUGAAAGACAGCUAUGGGAUGCCGAUAGGUGUUCAUGAAACUGGGGACAACGUUCUGUCUAGCGACCAUAGCCAAGCUGUUGAGACAACAAACGUUCUAUUCGCUCCAACCUCUACGCAAUCUCAAGUCUCGGGUUCUCAUUACGAGCAAGAAAGUAGCGGUGCUAGGGCUGAAGCCUUGACUCUCGAGCAGAAAUAUCAGGCGAAGAAUGUUCCGAACAAUGUGGAUGCUAGUCAAUUUCUGAAUACCCAGGAGGGCAGCGAGGCUCUGUCGUUAGCAAAGGGACUGACAACCAGUGGAGGCGAUGGUUUUGAGAUCCAGGGUUCCAAGGGUACAUACACUCUUCAGAUCCAAGCUGCUGAUGGGGGACUAGGAACGGAGAACUCUGAUGGUAGCAUCAGGCAUGAUCAGGUGUUAUCAAAUGGACUCCUGCAAGAUAUUCUUGCGGCCAUCGAACAGCCUGAACGGGGACAGGUUCAGCUUCAGGGCCAGCCUGAGGCCCAACCGUUGCAGCAUGUGUUUAGUAGCGACGCGUUGCAGUCCGCACUUAACGACGUUCCUAAAGGACAUUAUAUUACGGUGGAUGAGAAGGGAAAGGAUAUCGAUGAAUUAGUGGGGCAAGCUAGCGAGAGGAACGGGAGUCAAGUCGAUAAAGAAUCUGCGAAGCAGGAGGCUAUUGCGCUUUUCUUCAAUAAUCAAUACGGCGACGCGAGGAAGGAGAUAAGGUCGGUAACGAAGAAUGAGAAAGUAGUUUCGUCUGCAGAUGGGAAGGAUGAAACGAAGUCCUCUUAAACCAUUCUGGUUGUUACGUUAUUUAAAUUGAUAUCGCAGAAGUUUGUAUUUAAACCCACAGUCUAAUUAGGAACUAUUUAAUAUAAUAUCUAGACUGCGGAUGUUUAUGCAAAUUUCUAUAUUUAUAAAUAAAAUUAAAGAAAAGAAACG